CAGAACCGCAAGAAGGGAGGGGCAGCUGGAUUCAUCUCAUCUCGGACAGUCAGUCAGUCUGUUAGUCUGCUGAGAGAAGCCACGGAGCUGCAGUUCCUUCACCAUUCAGCAAAAGAGUGAGAAGAAUGGGAGCAAAGUUGAGUCGGAGAAAGAGUGAAUGUGCUGCAGGAGCAGAGGGAGUGGUAGCGGAGGGUCCAGUCGCAGAGCAGCCUGAAACAGCAGAGGCUUUAGCCAAGACUGAGACCAAUGAGCAGAAACCUGAAGAAGCUGAGAAUGCAGCGGAGCCCAAGGCCUCAGAAAAUGCUCCUGCUGUGGAUACAGCACCCAGCGAGCAAUCCUCUAGUCUUGGAGCUGUGGAGACCAUCACACAAGCUGUAGAGGAAAUAGUGAGCUCUGUAAGCGAACAAAUUGCUGGCCCGGUUGAAGAUCUUGUAAACAAGGGCAUGGGAGCAGUGGAAGCCAUGAUGGCAGCAGUCAGUGUGAAGGAUGACCCCACAGAGCCAGCUACAGAACCCAAAGCUGAGCCCCUGGUAGAUCUUUCACAGGAGGUUACACCCAAAAUUGAUCUCUCCAACCCAGAACCUCCCGAAGAACCUGCAAACUUGCCAUCCGAACCUUCAACCCUGGAUGAGCUGCUAUUGUCGCAGCCUAACGCAGAGAGCCUCCUUCCAGAGACUGUUUCUGCAGCAGUGGCUAAAGACAUUUUAUCUGUGGCAGUGGAGGACCUAGGCAUCCCCAUUCAAAAUGAUGCUCAGGCACCAUCUGAGAGUGAGGAACCACUGGUGUGCAUGAAACAGGAUGCAGCACCAGCAGAAGACCUUCUGAACUGUGAAGCUGGCGCUGACCCCACAACUCUGAACUCUGAUUCAUUGGUUGACUUGGGAGACAUGGAGCAGGCGCUGAGUACGGCUGUCAACACUGUCAAUGACCUAAUAUAAAACACAUGGACAUGCUCUGAGUAAACGACUGUUACAGGGACAAGCACUUCAUACCUAGACAACAAUCUAGAUAGUGAAGAAGUGUGCCUGAAUAAUAAAGUGAGGUUUUUUGUUUAAGACCCUAUGUUCUCUGAAACCACUGAUAAUGUAACAGAAAUGAAAUGUAUUAACUACAUAUGCAAGCUCCAGCAUCAAUCACCUCAGAAGCAUAAUGAAUAUUAGUCAUAUAAACAUGAAACAAACUCAUAUUUUAAAAUGUUAGCUGAAAGGGUGUUGUAGUAACAUGUCUUUCUAUUCUGAGUAUGUAACAAUCAAGUGGCCUUAAAUGUGACCUGUCAUAACCAGGCAUAAAGUAAUAUCAUGCUAAAGCAAUGAGAGCAAAUGGAAAAAAUAAAGUGGGAUGAAUCACAAAAUCUUCACUAGUAAUCUCUUUUAUAAACCUACAAUGCCUUUAUGAUAUUUUAGCCUGAAACUAGUUUAACAUAGUUGCCAUACUUCAUUAAAGAGAUCAGAAUCAA
Pygocentrus nattereri (red-bellied piranha) is the source of this 1456-nucleotide messenger RNA. RefSeq lists its product as uncharacterized. The record is from RefSeq and is a predicted model, not a curated record. Lineage: Eukaryota; Metazoa; Chordata; Actinopteri; Characiformes; Serrasalmidae. The transcript is spliced from 2 exons. Bases 126 to 938 code for a protein of 270 amino acids.